AAGAAAACUUCUACUAUAAAAGUAUUAAAGGCUAUAACUCCGUUUAUUAAUUUAGAAGAUAAUAUAGUAUUAGACGCUAUAACUUCCAAUACCGGUCCUACUAAUUUGCCUCCCGCUAAUUAUAACGCUCCUAUUAUAAUUAGUACCUUAAAGAAGGUUAGGAAGUACCUUACCAAAGAGAAUUUUAAUAAAAAGAGUACUACUAUAGUGUAUUUUCAUCCCCCCGAUAGCUUUAUUUAA
This is a messenger RNA of Neurospora tetrasperma FGSC 2508, 240 nucleotides long. RefSeq lists its product as uncharacterized. NCBI's taxonomy places the organism in Eukaryota, Fungi, Ascomycota, Sordariomycetes, Sordariales, Sordariaceae. The annotation marks the transcript as partial. The record is from RefSeq and is a predicted model, not a curated record. The transcript has a single exon.